AUGCACGGAGACGUCCGGUUUUCUUGUCUGCUGCUGCUCUGCGGCCUCUGCAGCAUCGCCAACGCCUUUUACAUUCCAGGAUGGUCCAUCAAGAGCUACAGCGAUGGCGAGUCCAUUCCGUUGUUUGUCAACAAGGUCUACUCGGAUAACACCCAACUCCAAUUCGCCUACUCCGAACUACCCUUUGUAUGUCCUCCGACGGGCCGCCGCCCCGCUGGCCACAACAGCGCAACAUUGUCCUUGAACCUCGGCGAAGUCCUCCGCGGCGAUCGCAUUAUGUUGUCCGACUAUGAGCUGGUAAUGGGCCGGGACGAGGAGGCCAGAUAUCUGUGCAGCGCAAAGGUGGACAGGGCGGGGCUCGAAAGAGCCAAGGAGGUCGUCAAGGGUGGUUACGUCGCCGAGUGGAUAGUGGAUAAUCUGCCGGGUGCGACAAGUUUUGUUACCACGGAUAAGUCGCGGAAGUAUUACGCGGCCGGUUUCAAAAUGGGUUAUGAGACAUUUGACGCGGCGACGGGAAGGCCGGAACUUUUCAUCAACAACCACGUCACGCUUGUCAUUCGUCACCGCUUGGCGCCUGGCAGGGACGGUCAGCAGGGUAAGAGGGUGAUUGUUGGUUUUGAGGUCUACACGAAGAGUAUUGAGGCCGGCAACCGGAAUGAGAGUGGUCUUCCCCUUGACCUCCACAAUGUGGAGAAGGGGCUGGAGUUGCGCAUUUCGCCGAACAGGACGGAACUGGAACACAGAUAUGCCGAUUCAUCUUAUAUUCCAGAGGAUGAGGAUCUUGAUGAUAGCGCAACGCUCACCAUCCCAUACACGUACUCGGUGUACUUCCGCGAGGACGACAAGCUCGAAUGGCAGAACCGCUGGGACAUGUACUUUGUCAAUCAGGAAGACAGCUCCACGAUCCAUUGGCUUGCGAUUAUCAACUCGCUCGUAAUUUCUGGACUUUUGACUGCCGUGGUGGCCGUCAUUUUUGCAAGGACCGUCCGCGGCGAUAUCAAGAGCUAUAAGGAUGGAGAUUUGGAAAAGCCCAAGAAGAGCAAGAAGGGCGGCAAGUCGCCCAGGAAGAGUGCGGAGAAGAAUGGUCUUUUGGGACAGCUUGAUGAAGCCGAGGGGGAUGCUGAUAUUUCUUCGGACGAGGAAUUGCUCGAGGAUAUCACCGGCUGGAAAUUGGUUCACGGAGACGUGUUCCGCCCGCCGCCGUACGGAGGUUUGUUAGCUCCGCUCGUCGGGUCUGGUUCGCAGUUGGUCUUCAUGGCGAGCGGUCUGCUCCUCCUGAGCUGCUUGGGUGUCCUUAACCCCAGCUUCAGGGGCGGAUUCAUCAGCGUUGGAAUCGCACUGUUCAUCUUCGCGGGAAUGUUCUCUGGAUAUUUCUCCGCCAGAGUGUACAAGACGUUUGGCGGCCAGAGAUGGCAAAAGAACGUGGUUAUUACUGGUACCCUGAUUCCCGGCCUCCUUUUCGCCACCAUUUUCAUCCUCAACCUCUUCGUUUGGGCACAAGCUUCCAGCACUGCCAUUCCAUUCGGCACGCUGAUUGCGCUCCUGGCGCUAUGGCUCCUGAUUCAGCUUCCCCUCGUCUACGUCGGAGGAUGGUACGGUUACGAGCGCGUUGGUGCCUGGACGCACCCGAUCAAAACCAACGCCAUCGCGCGCCAAAUCCCACCACAAACAUGGUACACGCGGGGCCUUCAAGCGAUCCUUCUUGCAGGCCUCAUCCCAUUUGCCGUCAUCUUCAUCGAGCUGCUCUUCGUCUUCAAGAGCGUAUGGCAAGACAAGAGCGGCUAUUAUUACGUGUUCGGGUUCCUGGGGGCGUGCUUUGCGAUCCUGAUGGUAUGCGUAGUGGAAGUGACAAUCGUGGCGACAUACGCGCAGCUGUGCGCCGAGAACCAUCGGUGGUGGUGGCAGAGCUUCCUGGUGGGUGGGGGCAGCGCCGUGUGGGUGUUUGCGUACUGCGCGUGGUAUUUCUGCGCUCGGCUGCGCGUCGAGGGCUUUGUGAGCGGGCUGCUGUUCUUUGCGUAUAGCUUUUUGGCGUCGCUUGUUUAUGGGCUGCUGACGGGCACGGUGGGCUUUUUGGCGGCGUAUGCGUUUGUGCGCAGGAUUUAUGGUGCUAUCAAGGCCGACUAA
This is a messenger RNA of Aplosporella prunicola CBS 121167, 2124 nucleotides long. RefSeq lists its product as uncharacterized. Bases 1 to 2124 code for a protein of 707 amino acids. The record is from RefSeq and is a predicted model, not a curated record. Gene Ontology annotation, cellular component: membrane; Golgi apparatus. Lineage: Eukaryota; Fungi; Ascomycota; Dothideomycetes; Botryosphaeriales; Aplosporellaceae. The transcript is spliced from 4 exons. Gene Ontology annotation, biological process: vacuolar transport; protein localization to membrane.